Molecule: messenger RNA, 696 nt
Organism: Kickxella alabastrina
Lineage: Eukaryota; Fungi; Kickxellomycota; Kickxellomycetes; Kickxellales; Kickxellaceae
Exons: 1
Coding region: 176-550 (124 amino acids)
Source: RefSeq, a predicted model, not a curated record
CGAAACGCAGUAGCUGCUCACAGAGACGCUUGCAGACCUGUUGGACUGUUUGUCGCCAGUGGUAACGGGAAAAGGCAGUUUCUCGUCGCUGUUGUAGCUGCUGCUGCUGUGGUUUGCAAUAUUGGCCAUUGUUGCAUGCUUCUUCUUCGGCAAAAUCUCUUGAAACCCAUCAUGGAUGUCGUCUACGGCCUUGAAUUGUCCCAAAGACAGUGUCGGCAUUCCUAAUUCCAGUGGCGGCAGACGCAUAAUAAUAGACAUCAUGAUGGCCUCUUCCACUGUCUGGGUCGACAAAAUGACGUCCUCCUGGUUCACGUAUCCGGCAAGCUGGCGCAUGCUGCUGCCUGAAGCCAAGCGGCCAUUGAUCCAGAUGUUGCCGCUCGUAGUCCCCUUAGUGGUCUGGCCGGCUAGCAGAUUUAGCAAGGUGGUCUUGCCUGAGCCUGAAGGUCCCAGGAUGGCGGUCAGUCGGCCUGGCCUGCAUGUCCCGCUAACUUGGUUAAGAAUAACCUUGUCCUCGUACUUGGCUCUGGUAAAUGGUGCUUUUAGAGCGUGAAGAGCGGAUGAGACACGACUGGGGUUAGUGUUUUCAGCGAGGGUAGGCUUGACAGGCACCCUGACAGAGUAUGUCAGCCCUUCGAAUGAGAUUUGCAGCGGAGUGGUUUUUCCCAUUUGGAUGAUACCGCUAAUAGAAAGAUAAAA